Messenger RNA from Photinus pyralis (common eastern firefly), 782 nucleotides. RefSeq lists its product as uncharacterized. The transcript is spliced from 2 exons. The record is from RefSeq and is a predicted model, not a curated record. Lineage: Eukaryota; Metazoa; Arthropoda; Insecta; Coleoptera; Lampyridae. Bases 45 to 704 code for a protein of 219 amino acids.
GAGUGUUUUACGCAUCAGUUUUAGUUACGUUCUGUUUUGCAAAAAUGAAACUGGUCUUUGUAUUUGCUUGCUUCGCAAUUGCUUGUAAUGGCUUUGUGCUACAGGCGCGUCGUGAUUACCACAAACAAAGACGUGGAGAUGUCCGUUCAAAUACCAAUUUUGAAUAUAUUAUAAACAUGUUGAAUGAGACCAUUGCUCAGCUCAAACACUACGAUCCACUUGAUGUCGAAAGCCGCACCUUCAAAAUUGCCUCAUACGAUUUGACAUUUAGGAAUGUGCACCUUGAAGGCUUUUCAGGCAUUAAGCAUGAUAUUUCCAGCGUCGUGAACGGGGAAUCGGGUACAUUACAAAUUAAAUUAAAUUUGCCGGGGGCGUCGGGUAGCACCAAAUCAUGGACAUUAAACGCACCCCUCAUCUUUGGAGAAGGUGACGCAAGUUUCAGUGUACAAAACGCAAAGCUCUCUAUUUCACUUCCCUAUAGCAAAACGGGUGGUUUCGGAAAAGCAAAGGUUCAUACGUCCAUGGGAAAGGCGAAAGUUUCACUUACCGGAGUUAAUAACGAUGAGAUUCUAAGUAAAAAAAUUACUAACUUCAUGAACUUUUUGUUGAAUGACGGAUUCAACCACUCGUUAUUUCAGGACAUUUUGGGAAAAUUAGUGGAUCAGUUUCUUAGUAAAUUUCAAGAAUUCAUCAACUCUAUGUAAUAUAAUCUUGCACUAUAAGAUUAAAUAAAGGUUAUAAAUUGUGAAAUUUUUUCCGUAAAUAAAAAACUGAAAACCUUU